Molecule: messenger RNA, 5575 nt
Organism: Oncorhynchus gorbuscha (pink salmon)
Lineage: Eukaryota; Metazoa; Chordata; Actinopteri; Salmoniformes; Salmonidae
Product: potassium voltage-gated channel subfamily G member 3-like
Exons: 2
Coding region: 292-1590 (432 amino acids)
Biological process (GO): potassium ion transmembrane transport; protein homooligomerization
Cellular component (GO): membrane; voltage-gated potassium channel complex
Molecular function (GO): delayed rectifier potassium channel activity
Source: RefSeq, a predicted model, not a curated record
CAGGCGCUCAGAACACCAGUACGAUGUCGCGCAAGGAUAGAGUUGCGCGCUCUGUUGCAUAGCCCUCACGACACAACUCCAGUCGUCCAGAUAUAUCUCUCUCAGAACAAGGAAAAUGACGAAAAAGCUUGUAAUAACGGCCAAACGCAAUAGGGACGUAUUGACUCCAAUAUUGGAUUUGGAGGGAAUAAAGCAUGAUGGUUUUAUAAGAAACUGGUGCCUUUUGGCGCUGUAUAAAACGAGCAGGGUGGCUUUUUCAGUACUCUACAAACACCUGUCAACAGCUGAAAGAUGAAGUUUGGGAAGAGCAUCUGUAUCCUUAAUGUGGGUGGCACAAAAUAUGCGUUCUCUAAGGAGGUGAUAAAAGAUUUCCCUCUGAGUAGAGUGAGCCGUUUGCACAAAUGCGCCUCGGAGAAAGAAGUACUGGAAGUAUGCGAUGACUAUGAUCGGGAACGGAACGAGUUUUUCUUUGAUAGGCACUCCGAGGCUUUUUGUUUCAUCAUGCUGUACGUGAAGUACGGGAAGCUACGAUUCGUCCCGCAGAUGUGCGAGCUGUCAUUCUACAACGAGAUGAUUUACUGGGGGCUGGAGAGCUCACACUUGGAGUUUUGCUGCCAGCGAAGACUGGAUGAUAGGAUGUCCGACUCAUACAUUAAUUUCUCCGAAGAGGAAGAUAAACUCGACAAAGAAAUGAGGGGGGAGAAUUUGGUGACUCGAGUGGUCACAGAGAGAGAGGAUUCAAAGUGGCUGGAGAGAAUGAGAAGGACUUUUGAUGAACCGACUUCAUCAGUCGCAGCACAAAUCUUAGCUUCAGUGUCCGUUAUAUUUGUUAUAGUGUCCAUGGUCAUGCUUUGUGCAAGUACUUUGCCAGAUUGGAAAACCGCUGAGAACAACAGUGUGGUGGAGCACAGGUACAAUCCAGACUCUUUAGAGCAUCCAUCCGGGAUCAUCGAGGCUGUGUGUAUCAGCUGGUUCACCGCCGAGUGCAUUGUGCGCUUCAUCGUGUCGCGGGACAAGUGUGAGUUUGUCAAACGGCCCCUCAACAUCAUCGACCUACUAGCCAUCACGCCCUACUACAUCUCCAUCUCCAUGACGAUGCUGACAGGCGAGAACUCGCAGCUGCAGCGUGCGGGUGUCACCCUGCGUGUCCUGCGCAUGAUGCGCAUCUUCUGGGUGAUCAAGCUGGCCCGUCACUUCCUGGGCCUGCAGACUCUAGGGCUGACACUGAGGCGCUGCUACCGGGAGAUGGUGAUGCUGCUGCUGUUCAUCUGCGUGCCCAUGGCCAUAUUCAGUGCUCUAGCCCAGCUGCUGGAGCAUGGCCUGGACUUGGAGUCGCCCAACGAGGACUACGCCAGCAUCCCUGCCGCCUGCUGGUGGGUUAUUAUCUCCAUGACCACUGUGGGCUAUGGAGACAUGUACCCCAUCACCGUGCCUGGGCGAGUGCUGGGUGGCCUGUGCGUGGUGAGCGGCAUCGUGCUCCUGGCACUGCCCAUAACCUUCAUCUACCACAGCUUUGUGCAGUGCUACCAUGAGCUCAAGUUCCGCUCGGCCCGCUGCACGCGGAGCCUGUCCGCAGAGUUUCUCAACUGAGGGACCACUGACGUUGCAGGAGGGUUAAUGGGGGGGGGUGCACCCCUCACUACCCCUCGCUACUCCCCGACACCUCUUCAGAGACCUCCAUCCACACUAGAACUGUGUAUUUAUCUGAAACGUGGCCUCUUUCAUUGUCUCACACGUAUUUUGUUGAUGUAUCCCUCAUCUUUGAACGUCAGUUUCUGGGGUUGUGGAUUUUGAGGUUUGCAGACAGCACAGCCUUCAACCUUCAACAGUAAAGUCCAAGUAAGAAGUAAUGUAACCUGAUGGGAACUAGGACAGUUUCCACGGCUGCCAUGGUGACAGUGGUUUUUGGGGCAGAGGACAUCUGGAUCAUGUCAGACCAGAAGGAGGCCUUCACGUACUGUGGAUUACACUGCUGGCUGGCAUUCUUCUCUUCUCAUAUGGCGACAUGCAACAAAAGGGAUUUGAGUUUUAAUGUCAUUUUCAAUCCCACUCUCUGACAGUGUCACAGUGUGGGAGAUGGGAGGUAUAAUUUCGCUUCUCUUCCUUAGAUCAUUUAUUUCUAGUAUUCCGUCGGCCAGUGAGUGAACAACAAUGCUUUUCAAAGAACCAAAGUGUAUCAGUACAGUGUACACUGUAUGUUCCCUUUAAUCUGUCACUGCACCGCUCACCUUUCUGCUUUUAUCUUGCGUACACAAACCCGACAGAUAUAAAGAGCAAUUUGAACGAGCCUAUUUACAACUCAAACAUGGUCGCAUUCUAAUCCUAUUACCUAUUCCCCCCUGAAAACCAAGCAAUGCAAAAUGGCUAUGAAAUGUAUUUGUCGGAGAAACCAAGGGGGAGGGUUUUAACAAGAAAGAGUACAAUAUUGUGUGGGUCUGUCAGCUCAGCUGUGUAGGCAGGUCUGUAAAUGUGGAACACCGAGCCACAGAGCGAGAGUGUGUCAUGGAGAGAUGGGUGGUUCGGCUGACACUGUGCAGUGUAGUGAGGAGAGGGCAUGCAUGCCUCAGCCUCGGGAGCGCUGCGAGUCUACUGACUGGAGGAGUGUAACAAUUUGUGGCUGGUGUCAAAACCUUGGUAGCCUCUGCCUGUCACAACAAAGGCACUCGGUAUGCCCAUCCCACCAUCCUCAUCAGUACUGUAUGUCAAAACCACCACAACAUUGGUAGGCACUCCUCUCAAUGUUGUUGUCUGGCCCACCUGCUUCUCCUCGACAUUCUGUCGACGCCAUGUUUGAAUGGCUGGUGUGAUGCAUUCCGCCUCCUUUCCUGCCAGAGUGAAUUCGAUUGAAUCUGAAAAGCUUUCAGCAUGCCUUCAUUAAUUUCUAUGGUGGGGAAUUGGGAAUCAGAUCCUCAUGUGUUCUCUUCACAUCAGCCUGCUCCAGGGUAUACUACCUGUUAUCGCUAACAAGCACCAUCUCUCGCCUCUCAGAUUGUCGAUAGCUGUGUUUGCUCCUAGCACUUGGUUUAAGUAUUUGCUAAGAGAAUCUGUAUUUUGAACCAAAGCAGUUUUAUAUCUUCCGGAAGCACUUUAUAUAGUGGGAGCAUUGGACAGUUCAUCAAGUCAGUGACGAAUGUAUAUGGGUCUUAUUGUGUGUUCUAUUUCAGGGUUUCUCAAAUUCGGUCCCGUUUUGGUUUUUGCCCUAGGACCACACAGCUGAUUCAAAUAAGCAACUCCUCAUCAAGCUUUGAUGAUUUGAAAUCAGAUGUGUAGUGCUAGGGCAAAAACCAAAAUGUGCACCCAAGGGGGGCCCAGGACCGAGUUUGGGAAACCCUGCUCUAUUUGAUGUGAUUGUUAUUCACCGCUGGGAAUACCAGUCUAAUUGUACUAGUGAUGCUGGUUCUGUUUAUACAGAUUUGGUGUUCCUUUGCUUUGUCCUCAGUGUAAUGGUUUCCACUGGCUGAAGACAGCCCCAUCUGCUCUCUCUGAUCUGCCCUGCUUUUCCAAACACAGCAGUCACAAAACUUUCAACUGUGUUGAAUAUGUUGAAUAUUGAUGGGAUAAGAUUGAUUAGACUCGGGCCUCCCAAGUGGCGCAGCAGUCUAAGGUACUGCAUCGCAGUGCUAGAGGCAUCACUACAGUUCCGGGUUCAAUCCCGGGCUGUGUCGCAGCUGGCCGUGACCAGGAGACCCAUGUGGCGGUGCACAAUUGGGCCCACGUCGUCCGAGGUUAGGGGAGGGUUUGGGAUGUCCACAUCCCAUCAUGCUCCUGCGACUCCCUGUGGGCUGGGCUGUCUGUAUGCAUGCUGACCUCGGUCACCAGCUGUACUGUGUUUCCUCCGACACAUUGGUGUGGCUGGCUUCCGGGUUAAGGGAGCAGUAUGUCAAGAAGCAGUGCAGCUUGGCGGGAUUGUGUUUCGGAGGACGCAUGGCUCUCGACCUUCGCCUCACCUGAGUCCAUACGGAGUUGCAGCGAUGGGACAAGACUGUAACUACCAAUUGGGGAGAAAAAAGAUAUAAGAUUGAUUGAACUCGUUUUUUCAGACCGUAUCUUUUGGGAAUCAGGCACUUGAAAUAGAAAAGCCUUGACUAGACUUGGUUGACCUUUGAAAAAAUGUGACUUAGCAUGAAGGGAAAGGAAUAAGGGUGCUGUUCAGAGGUAUUGCAAUAAUCUUAUGGCAAAUGUCUCCAGGAGAAGAGUUGGUCAAAACCGACACACAGAAUGAGGUGCAAUCACACCAAAGAGCCUGAUAUUCGAGAGGAAACAACUUAAGUAUUUGCUUUGAGAGUGCGAGCACACACUGAGUUUUGAACCUGAAGGGAACUGGCAGCAACAAGACCUUCCUUAUCUAUGGGAAUAAUUCACUUUCUCUUGUCAACAUUCACACCAACAUUUAAUUAUCUCUGCUCUCAUUAAAAAACUCACAGGAAGUCACAUUGCUCCACGGCAAUGAGGAUUUAUAUAUCUGACCAGCCUACUUUUCCCUACCAGAAAUCCACAUCAUUCAGAGCUCCCUGGAUUCCACUCCAUUUAAGUGAAUAUUUCCACAAGAUUCAUCAGGGAUUCUAACUGCUGCAGGGGGGACUGAGACUCUAGCACCAUAAAAAAUUCAAGCCACAUAUAGACCACAAUAGCUAGAUUUUAACCAUUUUCUCUCUCUCUCUCUCUCUCUCUCUCUCUCUCUCUCUCUCUCUCUCUCUCUCUCUCUCUCUCUCUCUCUCUCUCUCUCUCUCUCUCUCUCUCUCAAUCAAAGUGGGAUUACAAGACAAAUCAGGCAAUAAAAACACAUUGAGGAGAUUGAAGAUGGUUCACUCGUUAUAAGACCACUGAGUGACCUAUUUAAUGUAUUUCUGACACCCUGUCACUGACAUUUCUCUACUCAAUGAAAUGUACAAAUAUUCCACACCCAAACUCAGUGCAAUCUUGAUAUUUGGACUGGGAACAUAUUACAUAAGUAUCUCUGUUGUCAUCACAAUAUGUAUUUUGACAUUGGACUAAAACUGUGAAUGCGAAGUGUGCGACAAGAAAAUGUGGACCACUAGUGAGUUUGAUCCCUUGUGAAAUGAACGCUUCUGGAAAAGUUGCUGUUGUGUUGAGGAUCAGGUAAGGUAAGGCAAUAUGAUUUUUGUUUUGUUGGAACAAAUGUUGUAUUUCUGAAUUUGGUAUUUGAGAAUAACUGAAGAAUAUUUCCACUACUGUAAACCCUUGUAGGACAUAUUUCUGUGCUCACGGUGGAUGUAGUGGGGGGCAAAAGUGGCCCCACAGUUGUUACAAGACUUGAUAAAUAGUGAUAUUUCAGGUAGGACCUGCAACUUCUGGAUACUCUACAGUACUUUGUCACAUCGAAACACCUUCUGUGGGCACCUUUAGCAUAUUGCCGCUUCAAUAGAAUGUACAAUUGAAAUAGUGCAUAGGAUAUCUUUUGAAAAAAAUGGUUGUUUAUGCUAGCCAUAUCUCCAAAAUGUUUAUUGUUUUUUUCCCUUAUUUUUUAAUGAAACCAGCUAUUUUGUAUAGAGCUUAUGUUGUUUACAUAUAUAAUGGUUAUAUGGUUGUAUAUAAAUAAAGCUAAUCUGUCUAA